AUGGGGUCUUUCACAGCGAUCGGCGGCCUCAAGGCUGGAGAGAAGAGCGUUACGGCCUUCGAGUCGGAGGACUGUGCCACCGCCCUGGCUGUCGCUAAAUUCAAGGCCUUCGCGAAGCCCGGAGGGUCGAGCUACGUGGUGAACGACCGCAUCGACGAUGACGCCACCCUCCGCAACCGCUUCCACCGGGCCGGCGUCCGCUACCGAACCUUCCCGAUCCGCGAGGGAGAGGCCUACCUAGUCCCCUCGGGCUGCCUCCACGAGUUCAUGAACGUGAUCCCUUGCCUGAGCGUGGCGUGGAACAUCAUGCCCCACCCGGCCAACUGCGAGGUGGCGAUGCGGAUGGCGGAGGCCAGCGUCGAGGAGGCCCAGGCGGAGCUCGGCGUGAACACCGACAGGUCCGCAAGCGCCAUCGAGCACGCUCCCCCGGAGAGCAUGCGGGAGCGCCACGCGGCAUGGGUGAUCAAGACCGCCCUGGAGCGGGGAAUCCUCUUGCGCCGCCGGUGGGCCUCCGACCCCGACUCCCGCUCCGGCGGUAGCAGCGGGGGUGGCCGCGAGUGCGGUCCUAGCCGUCCGCCCACCGCGGAGUCCAACAAGGCGGCGGCGGAGACGGCCGCGAGGCACAAGCUCCCCGCCGACAUGUGGAAGAAGUUCCUAUUCAUGCGGCCGAGCGAGCACUACUACGAUGGGCACGUAGGUAGCGCUACUUCGCAGAAGGCGGCGUUCGUACCGGCGGCGGCUGCUGCUGCUCGGGCAGCGCCGGGGGGCACCAGAGUGGCGAUAGUAGGCGCUCGAAGGAUGUCGGCGGGUGCCCGAGCGGCGGAGAAGAAGACGACCGCCAGACGGACGGGCACGGAGAAGCCUCGGUAUUGGAGGGAGCCAAUCCGAUCGGGUGCGUCUGCCGUUCCGUCGUUGGCCGUGGUUGCUGAUGGUGGCAGCGGCAGCGGUGGCAGCGAAGGUGCUGCCGCCAAGCGUGCAAACGGGACUGUCCGAGCGAGCUCGUCGUCCUUUCGAUCCUCGGUGGUGGCACCCGGCACUGAUGGCGGCGGCAGCAGCGGCGGCGACGAUGCUACUGCCAAGCGCAUAAAAGGGACGGUACGAGCGAGCUCGUCGUCGGUUACAUCCUCAGUCGUGGCACGCGGCACUGAAGGCGGCAGCGGCAGCGGCGGCGGCAGCGGUGGCGGCGGCGCUACAGUCACGGUUGUGAAGAAGCGAGGGCGGGGCAGGCCGCGUAAGGUGAAGCCGGUACAAAAAGCGCAAUCGGCGAAGGAGGAGGAGGCGGCGCAACCUCGCCUGGGUUCGACGUCAGACGACCCCUCAGUGGAUGAGGUGAGGGCGCGCGAAGAGACGGACAAGGUCGAGCGUCCGGUGAUAGGGACGUCCGCGUCAGAAGACAAGUCGGCGCCGCCGGAUGCUGCGCCAAUGCGCCCGGCAUCGGAGGCGGCCGCAUCGAUGGAGGACACAGCGGGUGGAAAGUUGCGUGGCCAGGCGUCCGCGUCGGACGACACGUCGGCGGUUGGAAAGGCAGGAAUGGCUACUUGCCAGGUGGUGGGGGCUUCCCCGUCAAACGGCGGUGUCUCGGCACCACGGUUGGAGGAGGAGGAGGAGGAGGAGGAGGAGGAGACGUCGCGUCAGGUAGCACCGGGGGCCAUAUCGAAGGGCUUCUCGGCAAAGGCCAGGGUGCGCCGAAAGGGGCAUGGUUCAAAGCAGGGGGAUAACCCAAAGAGCCGGGUAGCCAAGGCAACCCCUUCAAAGGAUGUCUCGGCACCGCCGCAGGUCGCGGCGCCAAGGUCGAGGGAGGAAAAGGAGACACCGCGUGAGCUAGUGCUCGAGGGCCCAUUGCCGCGGGCCAAGGUGUGUCAGAAGGAAGAUGAUCAAAAGCGGGCGGAUGACCCAGAGCACCGGGUAGCCGAGACACCCGUUUCAAUGGAUGUCUCGGCACCGCCAAAGGCGACUGCACCGCGGCCGGAGGAGGAGGCGACGCCGCUUGAGGUAGUGCCCGAGCCCGCCUCGAAGGCCGCCUCGCCGACGCGAGGGGCCAGGGUGCGUCGAAAGGGGGAUAAUCCUAGGCGUCGUGUAGACGGCGUGUUCGUGUCAAAGAGUCUCUCGGCAACGCCGGGGGCGGCGGCGCCGCAGUCGGGGGAGGAGACGCCGCGUGAGGUAGCACCGGUGGCCGCAUCGUCGGUCACCUCGCCGGAGGCCAGGGUGCGCCGAAAGGGGGAUAACCCUAGGCGUUGGGUAGCAGGGGCGGCCGCAUCAAAGAACGUCACCUCUGUGCCGCCGGAGCCGUCGUGUAAGCCGCACCUGGUCAGGACGCCCAAGUCCUCGGACACGGGUGCACCAUCAUCAUCAUCGAGGCUGCCCGCGCCGAUGUCUCCGCUGCUCCCCUCGGCGGUCUCAUCGGCGAUGCCGGGACCAAGCUUUGAUCCCCGGGUAAGCGCAACGAGGGCGGCUGCGCCGGCGGUGGCACCGCUGGUGAGUCCGCAGAUGGCAGCGCCGUCCCCGAUCUCGUUCGGCCAAGUCAUGCCGCACGCCCGUCGCGAGAUGUCACCCAGUCUGUCCCUCUUGGGCCUACCACCCCCCGAUGAUGCGUCGCCACCGCAGUGUCCGACCCUGCCUGUGGGCCACGACGAUGGAGUCUACCUGGACGUACCCAUGGCGAUGACGGCCUUCCAUAAGCUACCCUUCGCUGGUGACAUGGCACCCAGCCCCCACCAGGCGUUUUACGGCACGAUGGGCUCCGUCGGGUUUACCGCGGAUAGCCCUCAGGCUCACGGCCCGCUAGAGAGCUACGGGGGCUCGUCCCCGCCGCCUCACGGGUUCCUUGGCCCGGGGCCGCCGCCGCUGGGGGGACGAUCGGCAGACGCUGUCGGGAGUUGCGACGACCGCUUUGUUGCCCUAGCGGGGAUGGGCGGAAGUGGUGGUGGAGCCAGGUUUGACGGCGGUGGUGAUGGGGGCUGGUGUGGCGGACGUGGCGAUGGAGCCAGGGAUGACGAAGGUGGUGAUGAUCGCGUCGGGUAUGGUGCAGGUGGAGGCAGCUUUGGUGCCGGUGGCCAUUGCGCGAGCUUAAACGGCGGUGGUGAUGGAGCCGGAUUUGGCGCAGGUGGCCGUAGCGGUGGACUUGGCAGCGACACCCUUGACGUUGACGACGGCGGCGACGGCUUCGGGAAGGCGGUCGGCGUUAGGGCAAACGUGCGCACCAUGGGCGCCGGCACAGGGAGGAGCACCGUGGGCGGGCAUGAUUCUGACGAGGGCAUCGAGAGAGGAGAGUUGUCUCCUUUGAGGCCGAUCAGACGCCGCAGGAACAACACCGGAGUACGAAGCGCAGGAGGAAGCACGGGGGGGGGCACUCACGGCCAACCCGCCAGCGUAGUUGCCGGCGCCGACGCCGGACUGGAGACAGCGGCGACGACCGGUUUGCGGGAGGGAGGCGUCCCCACAAGCUCGGGGCCACCGUGGACUCCCUCCUCCGCCACCGAAGGUAGUGGUAGGUGUGAAGAAGGCGGAGCGUCAGAAAGCACUUGCCCUGGUAUCGGCAGUCGGAAUGAGGGCGGACCGAGUGGGGCCGGGGCGGUGGCCGGUGAGGGCGGCCAGCGAGACCGCAGCAGCAUCGUCAGCAGCAGCAGCAGCAGCAGCAGCGACGAUGCAGCCACCGCCGUGUCUUCUUCGUCUCCCGACAUGGAAGGCGGACACCGGACCAGCGGCCGCGCCAGCAUGCCCGGUGGCGGUGCCAGAAGCUCCCAAGUUGGUGACGACGGCAGUGGCGGCGCUUCUCUCCUUUCGUCUGCUCCUUCGCCCUCAGUGCGGGGGGAGCGAAAGCGUACCGGCGAAAAGAAGAGGCCCGAGCGAAAAAGCUCAGGCGGCGACGGCGGGAGGCCGGAGGUGGCUGUCGGCGGUGUCGGCACCGUUGCCGGCGGCAGCGCGAGCGCCUGUCCUGACGGGGCAGGGAGCAGCCAUGGCAGAAGUGGUGGUGCCAACCAGUGCGCUGAUGACGCCGAGGACAGCACAGGACGCCGGGUUAGACGGCAGGCGGCGGUGGUGGCCGGAGGCGGCGGUGGUGGCAGCGAGUGCGCCAACAAGCGCAGCGAAUCGAGUUCGAAUCACCGUGGCGGUAUCGGACUUGAAGAAGACCAGGGGCAUGGCGACGGCAAGCCAUCGCAGCCGCUCCCUCAGCCGCAGGAGGAGAGGCGUCACGGCGGGGGUGUCCCUCCGUCGCCCGGCGGCGGCGGUGGCGACGGCAGCGCACGUGCUACCAGCUCAACGGGCGUUGAUCCCACGGGCGGUGGUUGGUGCGGAUGGGUCCCAAACACCGUGAUCCUGAAGAAGACGACUCGAGAGGCACCGGUUCUCUGCCCUGCCAAUGGGGGCGGGGGGGGGUCGUUUUCAUCGCCGGGUAGCCGGAGUUCUGGUAGCGGCGGUGUCGGCGGCGUCGGUGAUGUUGGCGGAGGAAGCGGAGACAGGAAGCCACGACCGCGAUUUUUCGCGGAUGUGCUGAAGUGUCGCGCGAGCGUAAGCAGCGGCAGCGCCUCGAACGGCAGCCCUCGACCCCGGGCGGAAGGCGAGCAGAGCGCGUCGCGGCCAAGCUCGAAAGGCGAGAAGCAACGCGACGCUGGGAGCGCGGCCGCUAUUGCGAAGCCGGACGCGUGUUCGCGGCAGGAGGCUUCUACGGCCACGCCCAACCACGACGGCAGCGCAAGGCAAACCCGUGCGGGAGGCAAUCCAAGGUUGAGCUCGAGAGGCGACGAACGCCGCGGUGGCGAUAACGCCGCCGGCCGUGCACGGCAAGACAGCCACCAUGGUCCGGGCCUCGCCCGCGCUAGCCGUUCCUCCGGAUACGACGACGUGGGUGGUGCGCGACGGCGGCGGUCGUCCUCGGGGGGCGACAGCGGCCACCGGGGGUAUUGCCGGGACGAUAGCAGGGAUCGGCAGGGCAAUGGAGGCCGGGACCGGGGGAAGGGCCAGCGCCCGAGCGCGAGGCGCGGAGACGAAAAGCCCAGGCGGCCGCCUGAUUCUCGUGCGAACGCGGAGGAACAGCGUCAAGGUGGAGCGCGCAAGGGCGGUUGUGGCGGUGGUCGGGGUGAACGCCGAAAGGGCCAUACCGGCAGGGAUGGAACCUUGUCCUUGUCCUUGUCUUCGUCUUCGAUGAGGAAGCGACGGCCCGACAGCUGCGAGGGGCGCAGCCAGAGCCGGGGCGGUGAUGGCGGUAGGCUACGCGCCGGCUACGCGACACGCUCCCCGCCCCGGCGACGGCUUGGCAGCACCGGUAGCCUCCGGGACGAGAACCAGAGGGAUCGCCGGCGAAGCGCUCAGAAGAAGGACUUGCUACGCUACGGGCCCGGCUGUGAGCGCGACAGGCCGCGCAUACGGGGGUGGCAGGACGGUAGCCGCGAUCGGGACGGCGGCAGCCGUGGAGGCCGAAACAACCGCGACGGCCGCCGUUCACGGUCCCCCUCCUGCACCCGAAAGAAACCGGACGCCAUCAGGCCUGACCGUCGGCAGCGACCGGGUCAGGCGGGCGUCUCGCUCUCGGUCUCGCGACCGCCGUCGUCGCGGACAUGGGUCGAGGUCGCGGGGCAGCUCGAAGAAGUCUUCCUGCAGCUCCCGGAGCCGCGGCAAUCGACGACGGCGGUCACGGACACGGUCACCAGCGCGGGCAUGUUCACGGACGCGAGCACGUUCACGAUCAUGGUCAUGUUCACGGUCGCGGACACGGUCAUGGUCAUCGCGCUCACGGACGCCGGCACGCUCCCAAACACGGACACCGGCACGCUCCCAAACACGCAAACCGGCACAGUCAUGGUCCCGAUCGCGCUCGCGGACACCGGCACGGACACGGACACGAAAACGGGCACUGUCGCGGUCGGGGUCAAGGUCACGCUCAAGGACACCGUCAAAGACACGGACACCUGGUCAGUCAAAGUCACCGACGCCGGCACGGGCACGAUCAAGGUCCCGGUCUACGUCUUCCCGAAGCGAGACGGACAGGCCACCGUUCCCGCCGUCGUCCCCUGGCUCAUCUGAGCGUCGUCGCGAUUCAUCUCCGUUGUCGCUUGACCAAGCAGC
Molecule: messenger RNA, 6063 nt
Organism: Ectocarpus sp. CCAP 1310/34
Lineage: Eukaryota; Phaeophyceae; Ectocarpales; Ectocarpaceae
Source: the annotation of a GenBank genome assembly